Messenger RNA from Corylus avellana, 966 nucleotides. The record is from RefSeq and is a predicted model, not a curated record. NCBI's taxonomy places the organism in Eukaryota, Viridiplantae, Streptophyta, Magnoliopsida, Fagales, Betulaceae.
AUGAAGCACUCUUGCCUCAAUUCCAAGUGGAUUUUGUUCAUAUUCUUUCACGGAAUUCUUCUUUUGUUUAUGAGUUCAAGUUUCCAAUCUGCAAGAAUUCCCACUUCUGCAAUUGAGUCAGAUCGCUUGACGUUGCUUGACUUGAAGAAACGGAUUAGUGAAGACCCACUUCAAAUCAUGAGCUCAUGGAAUGACUCCACCCAUUUCUGUAAUUGGUUUGGUGUCACAUGCAACCCCUCCACUAAAAGAGUCAUCAUUCUGAACCUGCAAGCUCAAAGAUUGGCUGGCACCUUAACACCUUCUAUGGGAAAUCUUACUUACCUUACUGGAAUCAUCCUAGGAAACAACAGCUUCUAUGGUGAAAUUCCUCAAGAAUUGGGAAGGCUAGGACGCCUGCAGAAUCUCAACUUGAGCAGGAAUUCCUUUGGUGGGAACCUUCCAAGUAAUCUAAGUCAUUGUACACAACUUCGAGUGCUUGAUGUUGUUUACAACAAACUUGUUGGACAGAUUCCAGAGCAGUUCAGUUCAUUGUCAAAGUUGGUUUACCUGAGACUUGAUGCGAACAACCUUACAGGAAGUAUCCCAGCGUGGAUAGGAAACUUUUCUUCUUUGUUUGUUCUUUCCCUUAUCCAGAACAAUCUACAAGGGAGCAUACCUAGUGAGCUUGGCCGACUAUCAGGCUUGGGAUUUUUUAGUCUUGCUAUGAAUAAUCUGUCUGGUACUAUCUCUUCUCUGAUUUAUAAUAUAUCUUCCAUAUACCAUUUCUCUGUUAUUCAAAACCAACUGCAUGGAAGCCUUCCACCAGAUGUUGGCCUUACUCUUCCUAACCUUGAAUUAUUUGCCGGUGGUGUUAAUAGCUUCACAGGACCUAUUCCCGUAUCAUUGUCAAAUGCUUCUAGACUUAAGGAACUUAAAUUCAGUUAUAAUGAUCUCACUGGGACGGUGCCUCAAAAUCUAGCAAUUUGA